AUGUCGUACGAUGCUUACAGAGGCAGCGCUGGAGGCGGAGGCGGUUACGGAGGUGGACAUGGUGGAUCAAAUGGAGGUGGUGGUUACGGUGGCUCUCGUGGAGGAGGUGGUGGAUAUGGAGGUGGCGGAGGCGGGUAUUCUGGUGGUGGAGGCGGUGGAUACGGCGGUGGAGCCGGUGGAGACCGAAUGAGCAACCUUGGAGCAGGGCUCAAGACCCAAUCAUGGGAUCCAUCAACUUUGCCCAAAUUCGAAAAAUCUUUCUACAAGGAAGAUCCUGCGGUUACUGCACGCACUGGCGCAGAAAUCGAAGCCUUCAGAGCUGAAAAGCAGAUGCGCGUUCAAGGGCGUGAUGUCCCUAAACCCGUUAUAACUUUUGAUGAGGCUGGAUUCCCCAGCUAUGUCAUGAACGAGGUCAAAGCUCAAGGAUUUUCAGCACCUACCGCUAUCCAAUCGCAGGGUUGGCCAAUGGCACUUUCAGGGCGCGAUGUUGUCGGUAUUGCCGAAACCGGUUCCGGUAAAACUUUGACUUACUGUCUCCCUGCUAUCGUUCACAUCAACGCUCAGCCGCUCCUUGCUCCUGGUGAUGGUCCCAUCGUUCUUGUUCUGGCCCCAACUCGCGAGUUGGCUGUUCAGAUUCAGCAAGAAGUCGCCAAGUUCGGAAAAUCUUCCCGUAUUCGAAACACUUGUGUUUAUGGAGGUGUUCCCAAAGGGCCCCAGGUCCGAGAUCUCGCCCGUGGAGUCGAAGUCUUGAUCGCCACACCUGGACGUUUGAUUGAUAUGUUGGAGAGUGGCAAAACUAACCUCCGUCGCGUUACCUACUUGGUACUUGACGAGGCCGAUCGCAUGCUUGACAUGGGUUUCGAGCCCCAAAUCCGUAAGAUCCUUAGCCAAAUUCGUCCGGAUCGUCAAACUUGCAUGUGGUCUGCAACUUGGCCCAAGGAAGUCCGCCAACUCGCAUCCGACUUCCAGAACGAUUUCAUUCAAGUCAACAUUGGUUCUCUUGAGCUUUCGGCCAAUCACAACAUCCAGCAGAUUGUAGAAAUUAUGAUGGAUUACGACAAGCGUGAUAGACUCAUUAAACACCUCGAGAAAGUCAUGGACGAUAAGAACAGUAAAUGUCUUAUCUUCACUGGUACUAAGCGCACAGCAGACGAGAUCACCAGGUUCCUUCGACAAGAUGGAUGGCCCUGCUUGGCUAUUCAUGGUGAUAAACAGCAGAAUGAGCGUGAUUGGGUUUUGAACGAGUUCAAGACUGGAAAAAGCCCUAUUAUGGUUGCUACUGACGUGGCUAGUCGUGGCAUUGAUGUUCGUAACAUCACGCACGUUAUUAACUUUGAUUACCCCAAUAACUCAGAAGAUUAUGUUCAUCGUAUUGGUAGAACUGGUCGUGGAGGUGCCAAGGGAACUGCUAUUACUUUCUUCACUACAAAUGAUGCCAAGCAGGCUAAGGAUCUUCUCACUGUCUUGAGGGAAGCUAAGCAGCAGAUCCCUCCAGAGCUCGCUGAUAUGGCUCGCUCAGGUGGUUUCGGCGGCGGCGGGCGCUAUGGUGCCUCCAGGGGCCGUGGCGGCCCCCGCGGCGGCGGCGGUAGAAAUGAUGGGUCCUCAUCGUCUAACAGUGCGCCCUUGGGUCGCAGCCGUUUCUAA
Messenger RNA from Morchella sextelata, 1644 nucleotides. RefSeq lists its product as uncharacterized. Gene Ontology annotation, biological process: rRNA processing. NCBI's taxonomy places the organism in Eukaryota, Fungi, Ascomycota, Pezizomycetes, Pezizales, Morchellaceae. The transcript has 10 exons. Gene Ontology annotation, molecular function: ATP binding; RNA binding; RNA helicase activity. Gene Ontology annotation, cellular component: nucleus; cytoplasm; ribonucleoprotein complex. The coding region runs from base 1 to 1644 and encodes 547 amino acids. The record is from RefSeq and is a predicted model, not a curated record.